Aspergillus homomorphus CBS 101889 is the source of this 2389-nucleotide messenger RNA. RefSeq names its product Zn(II)2Cys6 transcription factor. Gene Ontology annotation, biological process: DNA-templated transcription; regulation of DNA-templated transcription. The transcript has 3 exons. Lineage: Eukaryota; Fungi; Ascomycota; Eurotiomycetes; Eurotiales; Aspergillaceae. The record is from RefSeq and is a predicted model, not a curated record. Gene Ontology annotation, molecular function: DNA-binding transcription factor activity, RNA polymerase II-specific; zinc ion binding; DNA binding. Bases 79 to 2376 code for a protein of 765 amino acids.
GAUCAAUCGAGAUCAAUUUUCCCAGCAAGCGGUUGCCAUCCGUGAUAUGCAUGACGAAGCCACGGGGUCCUUCACGUCAUGUCGGCAUCGAAACGAAAACACGAUGCUGUGCCUAGUACGAUGGUGCAACGAUGGACUUCGCAGCCCCAGCCGCGGCUAUCAUGUCAGAAUUGUCGUCUAAAGAAAUGGCGAUGUGACCGCAAACACCCUUGUAACAACUGCAGAUUACGGAAAAGCCACUGCCAAUAUAGCUCUGGAUCGGGCUCCCACGAUCUUCCGAGUAAACCAGGGAGACAUGAUCAGGCCGGUAACGGAACUGCUGCUUCCAUGAUUUUGUCACCAUCUUCCCCCUCAGCAGAAGUCAAUUCCACACUAGCUUCCCUACCCACUAUUGACGAUUCCAAUGGCUUAGUGAAACGGAUCCGUAGGCUAGAAGAAGCUGUCUUUGGCAGAGCUUCGGUAGUCCAUGGAACAAGCGUGGGUGAUCAAGGCGCUUUGUUGCCCUCUGUACCUUCAACUCAGCAACAGGGAGUCGAGGCCAUCACCGCUGCCUCUGGCGCAGACAAUGCCCAGCCUGCAAGAGGCUGGCACGGUACUUCUUUCGCCAAGCUGUCUCUUUCAACAGUACGGAAACGCAUCAUCGCAUUCGAUGAGGGCUUGCAAGAUCCAAGAUGUAGAGCCGAAUGUCUUCCCCCGGUUGAGCAAGCGCGCCAGCUUUUCGACCAAUUUGUCCAGGCCGUCCAGCCUACAUUCGGUGUCCUACAUAUACCAUCUGUUCGGGUCUUGAUGGAGGAGAACUACCGGAAUCUUUCCCAGGGCAAGGACCCUAACUUUGUUGUUGUCAUUCUGCUUCUGAGCAUAUUCGCCGGCGGAGCUCUUGUUGCGACCCCUGAGCUUCUAGGAAAUCUUAGGGCCACAGCAGUGGGGGCUAAGACUGCCUUCGCCACUUAUACACGUCUCUCUAUGACCAUGUUAGAUUAUCCUCAGCGACCUAUAGCCCCGUCAACGGUGGCUCUUCUCGCCAUAACGACUCUCUGCCACAUUCUAACACAUUCGGAUGGAUUUUCCGAUAAAAUACAGGCUCUCCGAAUGCGCGCGAUCUUCAUGGCACGGUCAAUGCAGAUCCACCGCCUGGACACUGUGAGAAGGCAGGAAGAGCGACAGCGCACCGGGUAUGAGAUUGUCGAGAUUGAAGUCCAGAGACGAAUUUGGUGGCAUAUCGUGUCAUCCGACUGGAUAGUCUCACUCUCCCAAGGGCCACAGGAGGGCUCGUACCUUCUGCACCCGAAACACAUGAGGGUCAACCAUCCUCGUAAUAUCGACGACGAGUCCCUGGCAACCACUAGACCAGAUUACGGGUUCCCCCUCACCACCCCGACCUGCAUGUCGGUCUUCAUCCUACGAAUCCACUUCGCCGAAAUCUGCCGCGAGAUUGUGGAUGCCUUCCCCUCUAUGUUCCUCGGAGAGAACGAGCUGCCUGACUACGACGUGAUACUCGACCUAGACCGCAAACUCCACCACAUCCUCGACACCUUGCCGGUCUUUCUCCGCCUCGACCCUGAAAGCGUUCGGCAAAGCCGCGAGAUCAUCACCGAGCGGCCCUACCUGGCCUGGCAGCGCACCAUCGGCCACCUGGGCAUCUACACCCGCAUCUGCCGCCUCCACCGCCCCUUCCACCGCGAAGCAUCCUCAAAACCUCGGUUCGCCUACUCCCGCGAGACGUGCCUCCGGUUCGCGCAUCGCAUCCUCGACCUCCGUCGCACACUGGACGAAACCGGCUCACACGUCGGCUUAAAACCGGCCAACUACUGGAUGGUCAUGCAGAAUGUCUUCUUCGCCGCCAUGGUCUUGGCCUCCGACGUCUCGAUGUACCCAGCUAGUCUGGGCGCGGAGACGAGGAAGCAAGAGGUCUUGGACGCGUGCAAGAUGCUGGAGCAGUCACGGCGCCAGUCACCGAACCUUAACGAGGCGAUUCAGAAGAACACUCAAACCCUGCUGUCGAUUCUUCAGAGCGCGCAAAAGGAGCAACAACAACAUCAGCGCCCGAAGACCAAUCCGGGGCUGAUGAUGGCCAAUACUUCGUCAUCGUACCUCGCAGCCACACCUAAUAAAUCUUCUAGUCUAUUGCCACAAGGAGAGGCGAACGGGAGCACGAGCGCGGCAGAAGCAAGUACACAACAGCUUACCUUCUCCGAUGAUCGUCCGACAGCAAGGACUAAUCCUAUGCCGUGGGACGCCACGGCUACCCACCACGCCGGAGAGGAAAGCUGGGGCCAGUUGUGGUCGGAUCUGUUUGCCGUGGCGCCGGAUAUCGACGACCUACAGUGGGAUCUCCUGUUGGACGACUGGGAUAUUCCUCUUGAUACAGGAUUCUAAGCACGAAUGGAAG